Molecule: messenger RNA, 2033 nt
Organism: Prorocentrum cordatum
Lineage: Eukaryota; Dinophyceae; Prorocentrales; Prorocentraceae
Source: the annotation of a GenBank genome assembly
UCGAGGCGAGGUGGCGCUGCCGGCCGGCAUGGCGCCACAGAGCCCGGAGGCGGUGGAGUACCUCGGCAAGCUCAAGCUCGCGGCGGGCACGUCGGACGUGGCCAACUGCCUCCAUUGCCUGAAGCUGAGGCCCGAGAUGCCCGCGCACUUCGCGCCCGCGGCCCCUGCGCACGUCUUCGGGCUCGAGGGGGCCAUGGCUGGAGGUCGGCGCCUGGGAAGAGCUUCGCUGGUGCAUCCAGUGCGGGCUGCGCUGCCGAUGGGGUUCGCCUGGGGUCUCUGGUUUGCCCAGCGUAUAAAUGAGCUGCAGACCUUGCGGGGCGCCUCUACUCCUCUGGGGCCCCCCCUCCAUGACAGAGGGCCGCCCCUGAUGGUGCUGCCGCCAGAGACGGCCGCAGGUCAGGCGCAGCACUACGUGUGCGUCGAUAACCUCGGGAUCCUGCGCACCAGGCGCUACGAGGUCGGGGAGGCCAUCUCGGCUUUGCAGCGCCACUUCGCCGAGCUGGGUUUGGUGCUGCACGAGUCCGCGGUGACCGACGAGAAGUGCAGGACGCUGGGAUGCCUCUCGGUGCGGCACGCGGCGUACGCUUUCAUGCACAAGUAUCGCGACGGGGCCGGCUACCUCUGGGAUGAGUGUCUGCAGGAGCUUCGUGCGCUCAAGGGGCCCAUGCUGUUCCUGGAGAGCGACUGGGCGCGGCCGUGGAAUCCGAUGGUCUUCGAGACUGAUAGCUCCGUCGAGGGGAUGGGCAUCGCCAAGGCCACGUGGGGCCUGGAGGAUGUCUCCGCCCUGGGCCGGGUGCUGGAGCGCUCGCGCUUCAAGCGGUCUGGUGGCUGCGGAGCCCGCGAGUCUGCCCUGGGGGCCUCAGGCUUCUGGCGCGACCCGUCGGGCAAGUGGCGCGUGUCCGACUCGGACGCAGACCCGAGAACCGAGGGCGCCUGGGCGGUAGACUCUAGUUUUACCGAGGUGCCCGCCAGGCUCCUCGCGUCCAGUCUUUGGCGCACCUGCUAUGUACGGAAGUGGUUGUUCGAUGAAAAUAUUCUUCUGAAGGAAGCGCGGGCGGUCCUCGUGGCCGUCAAGCGUUUGGCCAUCUUCCAGAGAGCCCACGAUUUGAGGCAGUUGAUUCUAGGGGCACGCCUGACCCGCGAGGGCGCCCGCGGGGGCCUGGUCUCGCGCCUGGCCCCGCAGUCCGCGCGGGGGGCGAGGCUGGAGCUGAGCCCGCCAGCUCUGCGAGCAUCCGCUGCAGAGCGCAAGCGGGAGCAGAUAGACGCGGGCGGCUGCGACGAAGUCGACGACAGCGGCAGCGCCGCGAGCGAGCAGAGCGGAGGCAAGCGCGCCGUUCCGGAGCGGGCGGCGGCGAUGAGGAAGAAGGCUCGCCAGCGGCGGUCAAAGUUCCUCUCGGAGGCGGUGGCCAGGGCCAUGGGCGGCGGACUCAACUUCCUCGAGGCCAGCGGCGUCACGAAGCCGGUGCGGGAGCGGUGCGAGAGGGAGGCGCUCUCCCAGUAUUUCAACUACCAGUUUUUCCAGGGCCACGAGGCGGCCAAGGGAGAGCAGGCCUUAGCUGGCAUCAUGUACUCGAGGUCGGAGUUCGGCUCCCAGAAGCUGCCCAAUGCCUGGCGGGCGCUGCGAGGCUGGUCGAAGACGGGCCUGGCGGACGUGUGCAUAGCCUUCGACAGCAAAUUGGCGCAGUGCCUGACUCCGCUAUGGCCGCUGCUGGUCAAAGGCGAUCCCGACGGCCUCGUGUUCACAUUCGAGUAUCCGGCCUACAUGCGUGCCUUCCAGAGCAGCGUGAAAGAGCUGGACAUAGAGGACAGGAUCAUCCCCUACCAGACGCGCCACAGCGGUCCCUCCAUAGAUGUGUCGAGGGGCUGGCGCGCGGCGGAGGAGGUCCAGCGUCGGGGGCAAUGUGGGCAAAUCAGAUCAACGAUCCGCUACGAGAAGGGGGCCAGGCUAGGAGAGAGCUGGGCCAGGCUCCACCCGAGGCUUCAGAUCGUCUGCGAGCUGUGCGAAAGACAUCUCGCGGACAUCGUGCUGCGAC